GCUACCUGUGCCGUAUCGACCACAGCACAUCGCACCACACAACAGUCAUCAUACGAAAACGGACUUGCCAUCUCCACCAGGACAACGUCUGAACCGCUCCACGCGCGCCGUUUUGUCUGGUUGCGGAGCGCAGGCAGCACCACCCUCGCCCGCUGCCAUGGCUGAUGGUGAUGGCUGCUAGCGCGGAGCGAAAUGCCUCACCUGCCCCUUUCACGAACCACGCAGAGCGCCUCUCCUCCUGGACAGGAGCACCCCCUGCCAACGCCCGCCACCUGGCCUCCUCCCGGCUCCGCAAUCCCGCGCAUUACAAAAGGCCGGCCACACCGCGCAAGUAGGAGUAGCUAGAGCUUGAGCGUGCAUGCAGCUGUGGUUCUCAUCUCAUCCGUGCUCUCCUCGACCUCGCCUAGCUAGAGCUAGAGGCUCGUGGGCUGGGGGUGUCCUCCACUCCUCCCCUCGUCGUCUCCUUCCACGCGCGGCCGACACGGGUGCCGCCACGAGCGAGUCGGGCUCUGGCAACACCGCGCCGCCGCGUGGGUUGGGUUGGGUUGGGACUUGGGACUCGCGGUUUGGAACCCGAACACCAGUGGCCGGUCGCCUGCCACAGGGGGGAGGGCUAGUUUUGUUUUUCUAGUACUCGGACAGUGUCCUGCAGGCAACGGACAAAACUGACGGGAGCCCCGCCGCCUGCUGGCCUCGGCCCUCAGUUCUCACUUCUCACAUCCAGCCUCCAGCGCCCGCCCGCCCGCCUCCGCUCUCUCGAUCCUUCUCUAUAGCUCGGCCUGGCCACCGGCCUUCCGCUCCACACAUCCCCGUCUGCGUCCCUCCAUUGCGACCGAGCACACGUACGCCACCGCCGCGUGUCAGCCAGCCAGCCAGCCAUGAUGUCUACGAGCCGCGCGGUGAAGUCGCCGGCGUGCGCGGCUCGGCGGCGGCAGUGGUCCGCGGACGCGCCGAACCGCACGGCGACGUUCCUGGCCUGCAGGCACGGGAGGCGGCUCGGCGGCGGCGGCGGGGCGCCGUGCUCCGUGCGCGCCGAGGGCUCCAACACCAUUGGCUGCCUCGAGGCCGAGGCGUGGGGCGGCGCGCCGGCGCUGCCGGGCCUCCGCGUGGCGGCGCCGUCGCCCGGGGACGCGUUCGUCGUGCCGUCCGAGCAGAGGGUGCACGAGGUGGUGCUCAGGCAGGCGGCGCUCGCGGCCGCGGCGCCGAGGACGGCGCGGAUCGAGCCGGUGCCCCUGGACGGCGGGCUGAAGGCGGCCUUCCACCGCUGCGGCGAGGUCUGCAGGGAGUACGCCAAGACAUUCUACCUUGCGACGCAGCUGAUGACGCCCGAGAGGAGGAUGGCGAUCUGGGCAAUAUACGUGUGGUGCAGGAGAACGGACGAGCUCGUGGACGGCCCCAACGCGUCCCACAUCUCGGCGCUGGCGCUGGACCGGUGGGAGUCGCGGCUGGAGGACAUCUUCGCCGGCCGGCCGUACGACAUGCUCGACGCCGCCCUGUCCGACACCGUCGCCAGGUUCCCCGUCGACAUCCAGCCGUUCAGGGACAUGAUCGAGGGGAUGCGCAUGGACCUGAAGAAGUCCCGGUACAGGAGCUUCGACGAGCUGUACCUCUACUGCUACUACGUGGCCGGCACCGUGGGGCUGAUGAGCGUCCCGGUGAUGGGCAUCUCGCCGGCGUCCAGGGCGGCCACCGAGACGGUGUACAAGGGGGCGCUGGCGCUGGGCCUGGCGAACCAGCUCACCAACAUCCUCAGGGACGUCGGCGAGGACGCCAGGAGGGGACGGAUCUACCUCCCGCAGGACGAGCUGGAGAUGGCGGGGCUCUCCGACGCCGACGUCCUGGACGGCCGCGUCACCGACGAGUGGAGGGGCUUCAUGAGGGGCCAGAUCGCGAGGGCCAGAGCCUUCUUCAGGCAGGCGGAGGAAGGCGCCACCGAGCUCAACCAGGAGAGCCGAUGGCCGGUGUGGUCUUCUCUGCUCCUGUACCGGCAGAUCCUCGACGAGAUCGAGGCCAACGACUACGACAACUUCACCCGGAGGGCCUACGUUCCGAAGACGAAGAAGCUGAUGGCGCUGCCCAAGGCGUACCUGAGAUCACUGGUGGUGCCCUCCUCCUCUUCUCAGGCUGAGAGCCGGAGACGCUAUUCCACCCUAACAUAGACCGGUCUCUCUCUCACUGUCGGUACAUAGCAGCAGCAGCAGUGAAUGAUCGAUAUGAUGUACAAAUUUCUGGCCAGGCCACAUGCAUGAGUAGUACGUACAUGGUUGGCAAUUGGCAUGUGGUGGUGGUCGAUCGGUGUUACAUACUUGUUGUACUCCUCUGUACUAUACAAAACAUGCCGGAGACUCGCGCGUAAGUGAGAAGCGAUAAAUGGAGAUAGAUGUUUGUCUCAUAAAAUGAACUAAUUUACGUUAAGGUGCCGUUUGGAUCCCUCUAUUUGGAAGCAACUGGAAUUUACUUAAUAAAGGUUAUUUGGUUUGGAAUUUA
Molecule: messenger RNA, 2487 nt
Organism: Zea mays
Lineage: Eukaryota; Viridiplantae; Streptophyta; Magnoliopsida; Poales; Poaceae
Source: RefSeq, a predicted model, not a curated record